UAACUCCACACACAAGGUGUAGACUUAAACUCCUUAAAUUGGAAAGAAUAAAGGAUUACUUGCUGAUGGAAGAAGAGUUCAUCCGUAAUCAGGAAAGAAUGAAACCCCAAGAAGAGAAAAAAAACGAAGAAGAGAGAUCUAAAGUAGAUGACUUGAGAGGAACCCCCAUGUCUGUCGGGACCUUGGAAGAAAUCAUAGAUGACAAUCAUGCCAUUGUCUCAACUUCAGUCGGCAGUGAACACUAUGUCAGUAUUCUGUCCUUCGUUGAUAAGGAUCAGUUGGAACCUGGUUGCUCAGUUCUACUCAAUCAUAAGGUUCACGCAGUUGUUGGGGUAUUGUCAGACGAUACAGACCCGAUGGUCACUGUUAUGAAGCUGGAGAAGGCACCUCAAGAAACAUAUGCAGAUAUUGGAGGACUGGAUCAGCAGAUACAGGAGAUUAAGGAGUCUGUGGAACUGCCCCUGACUCAUCCGGAAUACUACGAAGAAAUGGGAAUCAAGCCGCCUAAGGGUGUGAUUUUGUACGGACCUCCUGGCACGGGCAAGACACUCCUGGCAAAGGCUGUUGCCAAUCAGACAUCAGCGACGUUUCUCAGGGUGGUUGGCUCUGAACUGAUUCAAAAGUACCUGGGUGAUGGACCAAAAUUGGUGAGAGAGCUGUUUCGGGUGGCAGAAGAACAUGCUCCGUCCAUCGUAUUCAUUGAUGAGAUUGACGCUGUGGGGACUAAGCGUUACGACUCCAACUCCGGUGGGGAGCGUGAGAUCCAGCGGACUAUGUUGGAGCUGCUUAACCAGCUGGAUGGCUUUGAUUCUCGUGGAGAUGUCAAGGUCAGUCUUGCUACAAACAAAAUAAAAACGCUGGAUCCUGCUUUGAUCAGACCUGGCCGCAUCGAUCGUAAAAUUGAGUUUCCCCUGCCAGAUGAGAAGACAAAACGUCGCAUCUUCAACAUUCACACUUCUCGAAUGACCUUGGCUGAGGGAGUCAACUUAAAUGAGUUGAUAAUGGCCAAGGAUGACCUUUCUGGUGCCGAUAUCAAGGCUAUCUGUACCGAGGCAGGGUUGAUGGCACUGAGGGAACGUCGCAUGAAAGUCACCAAUGAAGAUUUCAAGAAAUCCAAGGAGAGUGUUCUUUACAGAAAGAAGGAAGGCACACCCGAGGGGCUAUAUUUAUAAUUUGUUUACUUUUUCUAUUUUUGAUGUUUGAUUCAGCAAAUAAAAACUAUGAAAUUACAAAUUA
Molecule: messenger RNA, 1236 nt
Organism: Homalodisca vitripennis (glassy-winged sharpshooter)
Lineage: Eukaryota; Metazoa; Arthropoda; Insecta; Hemiptera; Cicadellidae
Product: 26S proteasome regulatory subunit 4-like
Biological process (GO): proteasome-mediated ubiquitin-dependent protein catabolic process
Cellular component (GO): proteasome regulatory particle, base subcomplex
Molecular function (GO): ATP binding; ATP hydrolysis activity; proteasome-activating activity
Source: RefSeq, a predicted model, not a curated record